Messenger RNA from Camelus dromedarius (Arabian camel), 1122 nucleotides. It is a transcript of the gene TSSK2, whose product is annotated as testis specific serine kinase 2. The coding region runs from base 34 to 1122 and encodes 362 amino acids. Gene Ontology annotation, molecular function: ATP binding; protein serine/threonine kinase activity. Gene Ontology annotation, biological process: protein phosphorylation; intracellular signal transduction. Gene Ontology annotation, cellular component: cytoplasm. The transcript has a single exon. The record is from RefSeq and is a predicted model, not a curated record. Lineage: Eukaryota; Metazoa; Chordata; Mammalia; Artiodactyla; Camelidae.
UAGAGGGAAGUGGUGCCGGCCGCUCCGGGCACCAUGGACGAUGCCGCGGUCCUGAGGAAGAAGGGUUACAUCGUGGGCAUCAACCUGGGCAAGGGCUCCUACGCCAAAGUCAAGUCCGCCUACUCCGAGCGCCUCAAGUUCAACGUGGCGGUCAAGAUCAUCGACCGCAAGAAGACACCCACCGACUUUGUGGAGAGAUUCCUUCCCCGGGAGAUGGACAUCCUGGCGACCGUCAACCACCGCUCCAUCAUCAAGACCUACGAGAUCUUUGAGACCUCAGACGGGCGCAUCUACAUCGUCAUGGAGCUCGGGGUCCAGGGCGACCUCCUGGAGUUCAUCAAGUGCCGAGGCGCCCUGCACGAGGACACAGCGCGCAAGAUGUUCCGGCAGCUGUCCUCGGCCGUCAAGUACUGCCACGACCUAGAUGUCGUCCACCGAGACCUCAAGUGUGAGAACCUUCUCCUUGACAAGGACUUCAACAUCAAGCUGUCCGACUUCGGCUUCUCCAAGCGCUGCCUGCGGGACGGCAGCGGCCGCAUUGUCCUCAGCAAGACCUUCUGUGGGUCGGCAGCGUAUGCGGCCCCUGAGGUGCUGCAGGGCAUCCCCUACCAGCCCAAGGUGUACGACAUUUGGAGCCUGGGUGUCAUCCUCUACAUCAUGGUCUGUGGCUCCAUGCCGUACGACGACUCUGACAUCAAGAAGAUGCUGCGCGUCCAAAAGGAGCACCGUGUGGAUUUCCCGCGCUCCAAGCACUUGACGGGUGAGUGCAAGGACCUCAUCUACCGCAUCUUGCAGCCUGACGUCAGCAGGCGGCUGCACAUUGACGAUAUCCUCAGCCACGCGUGGCUGCAGCCCCCCAAGCCCAAAGCCAUGUCUUCGGCCUCCUUCAAGAGGGAGGGCGAGGGCAAGUACCGGGCCGAGUGCAAGCUGGACACCCGGCCAGGCUCGCGGCCUGAGCACCGGCCCGAGCACAAGCUGGGGGCCAAGACCCAGCACCGGCUGCUGGUGGUGCCUGAGAAUGAGGACCGGCUGGAGGACCGUCUGGAGGACCGGCUGGCCGAGACCUCCAGGGCGAAGGACCACCACGUCUCCGGAGCCGAGGUGGGGAAGGCAAGCACCUAG